This is a messenger RNA of Papaver somniferum (opium poppy), 423 nucleotides long. RefSeq names its product histidine-containing phosphotransfer protein 1-like. Gene Ontology annotation, biological process: phosphorelay signal transduction system; cytokinin-activated signaling pathway; phosphorylation. The record is from RefSeq and is a predicted model, not a curated record. Gene Ontology annotation, molecular function: protein histidine kinase binding; histidine phosphotransfer kinase activity. Bases 1 to 423 code for a protein of 140 amino acids. The transcript has 6 exons. Gene Ontology annotation, cellular component: nucleus; cytoplasm. NCBI's taxonomy places the organism in Eukaryota, Viridiplantae, Streptophyta, Magnoliopsida, Ranunculales, Papaveraceae.
AUGGCAAUGAUGGCCCUCAAGCAAGAAUUGGCUCAAUACUUAUCUCAGAAUUUCAUGGAUGGAACUUUGAAUAGACAGUAUGAAGAACUCCAAAAACUACGAGACAUCAAUAACCUUCGAUUCAUCGUUGAAGUGCUAACAUUGUUCUGCAGCGAAACAGAACGGAUGAAACCUUUUAUGAAUAUUCCCACAGUUGAAAGCUAUGUCCAGACCAUAAGAGGAAGCAGCACGACUAUUGGAUCUCAGAAUGUAACUCUGUCAUGCGAUGAGUUUUGUCGGGCCAGUGAACGGAAAAACAUAGCAGGGUGUCACAAGGCAUUGUUGCAGCUCAUUCGUGAAUUUUAUCACACGAGAGAUGUGUUUAAGAAAAUCAUAGAGCUAGAACGCAAGAUUAUAUAUUUGGCUACAAAAACACAAGCUUAG